AGGGAGUUUUUCUGUUAACAAGUCAUGUCGUCAAAACGAAUCCGGCAUAUUUUGGAGCUCACGGUCCAGGAGCGUAAGGAGUUUAUCGAAUCCUUCGAUUGUGUUAUUUGCGAUUGUGAUGGCGUCCUGUGGACCGUCUUCGAGCCCAUCCCGGGAAUAGCCGACGCCCUGGCUACCCUCCGCUCGCACGGCAAAACGCUCCGCUACAUCACCAACAACAGCGUCCGUACGUUCGAUCACUACGCUGCUCAGUUCCGAACCCUGGGCACAACUCUAACCCCAUUCGACAUAGUCCACCCGGCGCUCGCCAUAGUCCGUCACCUGAAAUCGAUCGACUUCCAAGGUUUGAUUUACUGCAUGGCUACCGCCCCCUUCAAAACCGUACUCACCGAUGCCGGAUUCAAGUUAAUCGAUGGCCCGGACGAUCCCCUGGAGGAAUCCUUCAAGAAGAUAAUCGCCACCAUUCAUGACCGGGCACCGGUCCGGGCCGUCGUGGUGGACGUUGACUUCAACAUCAACUAUCCGAAGCUGAUGCGAGCCGAGUUGUACUUAAAGAACGACCCAGACUGUCUGUUGAUCGCCGGGGCAACGGACAAAGUGCUGCAUGCCAAGCGCGAUUUCAAUCUGAUCGGUCCGGGUCAUUUCUUGGACGUGCUGCAACAAUCCACCGGACGGAAGGCUACCGUCCUGGGCAAACCGGGCGUUCAACUGGCCCAGCAAGUUAAGACCCUGUACGGAAUCGAGGAUCCUCGCAGGGUGCUCUUCGUGGGCGACAUGAUGGAGCAGGAUGUGGCAUUUGCCAGCCGGUGCGGCUUCCAGAAGUUGUUGGUCCUGUCCGGAGGGGCCACCCAGGAGGAUAUGAUGCAGCCGAAGGAUUUGACCUGCACUGCGGACUUCUACGCCGACAGUUUGGCGGAUUUCGUACCGUUGUUCGAGUGA
Messenger RNA from Ochlerotatus camptorhynchus, 939 nucleotides. RefSeq lists its product as uncharacterized. Gene Ontology annotation, molecular function: phosphatase activity. The transcript has 2 exons. Bases 25 to 939 code for a protein of 304 amino acids. The record is from RefSeq and is a predicted model, not a curated record. NCBI's taxonomy places the organism in Eukaryota, Metazoa, Arthropoda, Insecta, Diptera, Culicidae.